AUGGAAGACAUAUCAUCACUGUCAAAAUCACUACAUGAGAUCUUAUCAGCUCCUGAAGGAGGUGAAAGUCUAGCAUCUACCGUCGAGGGUCACCUCACCACCGCCGAGACAAGUAAGAAGACUGCAGUAUGCGAGAUACUUCUAGAACUUCUGAACGAGGGAGAUGAGCAAUCACAGAUAGACAGGAAGCAAGUAAUCCUAUCAGAUACUUCACUCACCUAUUUACCCCUUCUCCUCCCUCUCGCGACUUCCAUUUCCUCGGCAAAAGAAGUUGUCCUUCUUAUAGCUGAUCAUUCAAACGCACGGGAAGUGGUUUUGGGCUUGACCGAAGGUAUCCAAUCGAUCGUUGAUAGGGCAGAAGGGUAUCAGGUGUCAGAUGAUGAAGGUGAUUUUGACGAUGAGGAGAUUGCGGUGGAUUGGCCAGGGCUGAUAGAGGAGUAUGAGUUGAUCAUCAAGGGUCUAAAUAUCGCUAUUCUUCGAUUACCAAACUCAAGAAGCACACCUACCCUCCUCUCCCUUAGCGAGAGCAUAUCAUCAUCUCUACCAAUCUUAUCGCACCAAGCUACGACAUCAUCUGCUAGGGUACUACUGAGGGAAUUAUGUGGAUUGGUGAAUACCAUCUGGGUAUGGGUGCAGAAUACGAGUGAUCAAGGUGGUGAACAACGAGCUAUACUAUUGACUAUGCUGUUCGAGUCGAUCACUCUGCUCGGACAUAAAGUCGAUGCGAGAUUGACCGAAAGAUGGUUUUUGAAUACUUAUCCUAAAUUCAAGAAAAUGCCAACAUCUAAACAGUCACUUGAAGGUUGGGAAGCGGGACAAGGAGUUCUGGAUUCAGCUUGGUCAACAGGCAAGACACUCGACCUUACUCCAUCAGACCUGUUACACAAAAUCAUUGACCCUUCCCAUCUUACUGUACACUCCUCUUUGGCCUCUCUCAAUCUCUUAUCUUCCCAACUGGUCACUCAGGAUAAAUCGACCCUUCUUCCUUCCUGGGUCUCACCAACGUUAUUGGACGAUAGUAUGCCAAUCCUCUGUGCUGCACUGAGCGGGUCGAGCGUAGAUGCUGGAGUUGCCUAUACCUGGGCCGUCGUAAAUUUCUAUUCAGAUAACAAAGAGGGAACAGUGGAGUAUGAUAAUGCGUCUAUGCUUCUUGAGUUGUUGGUCCCUUUGACCGCUCAACAUCCCUCUUCUCUCAUGCGACUGGCCUUGUUCAAAUUGAUAGGAGGAAUCGUAUCUCUUCAAUCCCCCGCCGUGAACAGGAUAGAACUAUUCAAACAACUUUUGGAACCUGCCAACCCAUUUGAUAAUAUCCGAAUCCAAUCAUUAUCAUUGUUGAGAGAAACAAUAUCCUCAAAGGAAGUCUUGUCUUCUGUACUCGUCGAGAUCCUAUUCCCAAUCUUAUUUUUCUCCCCCUCUCAACUAGACCCAGAAGAUAAUCCAUUCACCUACUCACCUUCCGACCUGCUAAACUCACCUUAUAUACCGUGGUGGACCGAAUGUUUGACUUUAUUAUGGUUCAUACUGGAUUUCGACAAGGAAGAUAUAACAGGCGCUUGGGAGAGGUUUAAAGAAGAUGAUGGGAUAAGAGCAUGGUUAGAAGGAAUUGAGAAGAAGAUAAAGGAAUUGCAGGUCUUCCUGACGGAUAAGAAGGAGGAUGAUACGGAUGAAUUUGGAGGAGCACAAUUUGCGGUGAUGAGAUUUGAAGAUGCUUUGAAUAGAGUCAAAGGGGUAACGUCCAGUGUCGUUUAG
This is a messenger RNA of Kwoniella botswanensis, 1749 nucleotides long. RefSeq lists its product as uncharacterized. The transcript is spliced from 9 exons. NCBI's taxonomy places the organism in Eukaryota, Fungi, Basidiomycota, Tremellomycetes, Tremellales, Cryptococcaceae. Bases 1 to 1749 code for a protein of 582 amino acids. The record is from RefSeq and is a predicted model, not a curated record.